Molecule: messenger RNA, 720 nt
Organism: Drosophila kikkawai
Lineage: Eukaryota; Metazoa; Arthropoda; Insecta; Diptera; Drosophilidae
Gene: Cisd2
Product: CDGSH iron sulfur domain 2
Biological process (GO): regulation of autophagy
Cellular component (GO): intracellular membrane-bounded organelle; mitochondrial outer membrane
Molecular function (GO): 2 iron, 2 sulfur cluster binding
Source: RefSeq, a predicted model, not a curated record
CGAAUUGUUGCCACCACCAACCGAUAGCAACAACAAAAACAGGUUUUCCAAUUGGACAUCAAAUAAACUCCACCAAAAAACCAAGUAAAAUUCCGGAAUGGAGCCCAUAUCACAGCUAGUAAAGACGACUUUGCCCAACUAUUUGUCGGGUUUGCCGGUUCCUGACAGCUUCGGCGGCUGGUUCAAGCUCUCCUUCAAGGACUGCCUAGCCCUGAUCCCGCCCACCCUUGUGGUCGCCGGCAUUGGGUACACCAGUUAUCUGGCCUUUUGUCCCGCGGCAAGGAAACGGUGCCAGGCCAAAAACAGCGGACGCUGCAACAACCAAAUCCGGAAGCACGAGCCCAAGGUGGUGGACAUGAUCGAUGUGGAGGAUAUUGCAGAGAAGGCCGCCUUCUGUCGCUGCUGGAAGACCAAGAACUGGCCCUACUGCGAUGGCAGCCAUGCCGAGCACAACAAGCAGACCGGCGACAACGUGGGACCCGUCGUGAUCAAGAAGUAAAGACCAUGUGCCCCGGGUACAUAUAGCAUUUCCUUUUAUUCAAAUCUUUCUUCGAGCUUCUCCUUUGCUUUUAGAACAAAGUUUAAACGGUUUUGAACUUGUUUCGAAAUAUAUUUCUGUUGUCACAGACACCCCCUUGUAUAAUUGUUAAGCAUUAAUUGAUGAUAUUCAUGGAUUAAGUCUAUAAAAAGCCAAUAAAGUUGCCUACAACAUUGAAUUUA